UGCCGGUGAGAACAGCAGCGGUCCACGUGAUUCAACACACACACCGCUAACAGCAACAGUUCACCCAGCUCAGAUACAUUCAGCUGAAUAAACUCAAUAACGGGGAUAUCUCGCUUUCAGAAGGUCAGGACGCGCGCUGUUAACCUGCAGCCGGUGUGCGGUGUGUAAAUAAUGAAUUAACUACAGCUAUCUGCGUUUAUUUCUGCUGUUUUAAAUGAGCAGUUAGUUAGCUGGCUAGCCUUUAGCUAAGGGUCAGAAAUGCAGCGGGUCAGAUUCUCCUGCUCCCGCCUGCUGUCUGAGCAGCUCUGGAGAAGAAGCAGCUUCACCUCGAGAUGUUUAUCUCCCUCGUUUGGGGUCCAGAGCCUGUUCUCCAGCUCUGCAGCUGCCGAGCCGGUGGUGAUCCGCGUCCCGAGGCGCAUGCAGGAGCAGAUCGAGAAUGCGAAGCAGGUGAAGGGCAAGAGCCAUGCCAGGGUGCCCACUGCUAAACCUGGUAAGCUGCUGAUUAAGAGCAAGAACCCACUGCACAACCAGGGUGUGGCCUACACUUUGGGGAAGUUUGAAGAGCCAGUUCUCUCGUCCAAGGGCUGGAAACAUAAUAAAUCAUUUGGGGACUAUUUUAUCAUCAAUAGCACACAGACUGCUCCACCAUUCGUUUCCACCUCUGUCUCCAAGGAUUCUAAGGAGGAGAGUAAGGCAGAUGGGCGUGGGCGAGCUGAAGGACACACAAGGACAUUUAGCAGUCUUCGCCUUUGUUCUGAACUUGUGGAGACCCUCCAGAACUUCAAUAUAACCCAUCCAACCACUGUACAGCUGCAGACCAUUCCCAAACUCAUGCAGGGACAUAACGUACUCUGUGCUGCAGAGACAGGCAGUGGAAAAACCCUGGCCUACCUCCUCCCCAUCAUCCACAAACUACACAAGGAGAUGCAACUCGAAGAAACGACACUCUCUGAACGGAGAACCCAGGCUGUGGUUCUCGUCCCUUCGCGAGAACUUGCAGAACAGGUCACCUCAGUCGCCCGUGACAUGGGCCGACCAUUCGGAUUAGCGGUGAAGGUGGUAGGAGGAGGACAUGGAGUUGGGAACAUCAAAGCUGUCUUCUCCCACGGACAACCCCAUAUUUUAGUCGCUACCCCUGGUGCUCUGCUUAAAGCGCUAUGGAGAAACCUGGUGGAUCUAAGCGAGCUUCGCUUCGUGGUGGUGGAUGAAGCAGACACCAUGUUCGAUCCAAGCUUUGUAGACAUGCUGGAGAAAAUCUUAUCACAAACCCAGAUAGCAGCCAACCUCACAGAGACCUCGGGUCCCUCUCCGAAGGCCCAGCUGGCUGUGGUGGGUGCCACCUUCCCUGGAGGUGUUGGAGAGCUCCUCAGCAAGGUCACAGACCUCGGCAGGUUGGUGACGGUCAAGAGCCGAAUGCUGCACUACUUGAUGCCGCACGUGAAACAGACGUUUCUGAAGGUAAGGGGUAAUGAGAAAGUGCUGGAGCUCCACCAAGCACUGAAGGAGCAUAAAGAAGCAGAACAUAGAGGAGUAUUAGUGUUCUGCAACUCUGCUUCCACCGUGAACUGGCUCGGGUACACGCUGGAGGAGAUGGGUGUUCAACACUUGCGUCUGCAGGGAGAAAUGCCAGCAGCCAUGAGGGAGGGAAUCUUCCAGAAGUACCAGAAAGGACACGCUGAUGUUCUGAUCUCCACGGACAUCGCUUCCAGAGGACUCGACACACAAAGAGUGGGGCUGGUGGUGAACUACGAUUUCCCAGAGUCCCGUACGGACUACAUCCACCGCGCUGGACGCGUGGGCAGGGCGGGAGGUUCAGCAGGAGGACACGUACUCAGUUUCGUUACUCACCCGUGGGACGUAGAACUGGUGCAGACCAUUGAGACAGCAGCCAGGAGGAGGAUGUGCUUACCUGGCAUGGAGACUGAAAUUCACAAAGCCAGUCCCAAAACAGAUUCAGAGGAGAGCGAGUGAUCAUACAUAGCCUUUGAUUUUAUAGCACUCUGCUUUAGGGAUUCAUGUGAUUUGUACAUGUUAUGAAAGUAUAAAUGUUAAUAUAAAAAAAUAACAAACAUUUUUGAUGGGAGAUUGUUGUACUGGUACAUCUCCAAAAAAAUAAAAUAUCACUAUAAGUUUAAUAAGUAAUAAGUAAUAAUUCUGUUUAAAAAGAGAAGCUCAUAUGUGAUAUAGAUAUAUUAAUGAUCAUGACUUAUGAAUCAGUGUCUCAAAAAUUAGAAUAUUAUAUGAGACCAGUUGGUACUGUGGGCAGUGUGCCAAGUCCUGCUGCAAAAUGAAAUCCACAUCUCCAUAAAAGUUGUCCAAAGUCAGUGCAAUGUUUUCUUGGAAAAUCUUUCAGCACUUCAUGCUUCCCUCUGCUGACAACUUUUAUGGAGAUGUGAAUUCUAUUUUCCAGCAGGACUUGGCACACUGCCAAAAGUACUGAUUAGUUAAUUUUCUGAGUCACUGAUUUUUGUGUUUUCAUCGGCUGUAAGCCAUAAUCAUCAAAAAUGAAAGAAAUAACUGCUUAAAAUACAUCACUAUGUGUGUAAUACAUCUAUAUAAUAUGAGUUUCACAUUUUAAACUGGAUUAUUGAAAUUAAGUAACUUUUCAAUGAUACACUGAUAUUCUAUUUUUUGACAUGCACUAGUAUAGGUGCACAAUAGGGGUUGGCAGUAUUCCCUAAACUAAUAUCACAAUAUUCCAAUAUGACAAAACAUUGAAUAAAAAAAAAAAGUAAUAAAUUCAAGAAUGCACAACUGCAA
Astyanax mexicanus (Mexican tetra) is the source of this 2760-nucleotide messenger RNA. RefSeq names its product DEAD (Asp-Glu-Ala-Asp) box polypeptide 28 (gene ddx28). Gene Ontology annotation, cellular component: mitochondrion. The transcript has a single exon. Bases 259 to 1971 code for a protein of 570 amino acids. The record is from RefSeq and is a predicted model, not a curated record. Gene Ontology annotation, biological process: mitochondrial large ribosomal subunit assembly. Gene Ontology annotation, molecular function: ATP binding; nucleic acid binding; RNA helicase activity. NCBI's taxonomy places the organism in Eukaryota, Metazoa, Chordata, Actinopteri, Characiformes, Acestrorhamphidae.